AGCUAGAUGGCUUCUGGGCGGAAGUAGAGUUCGGCUGUUUGAUUGGCUCUGCAGCUGGGGGUCUUUUAUGUAGAAACACAGGAUGAAGUGAUCUGAUCCUCGUAAAACAUUCAUCGUGAUCUAUUGAUUUAUCUUGUCCUAAAAGCUUCUUCUUCCAGCGCACUGUGGACAUGUGAAGACUGUAGGUGGAUCUGUAAAGGUGGAUAAACAGUAAAAGUCGAGGUCUGAUCAGCAGCUCCUCACCUGCUGCAGUUCUUUCCAGAAAUAAAGAGCAGCAAAAAUCAGCAAACAUGCAGGAAUAUGCAGCCAAGAAGAAAACUCACCACUGCUCAGACUGUGGGAAGAGUUUCACCCAUCUAAGUUUGCUCAAAUCCCAUCAGCUCGUUCACACUGGAGAGAAACCCUAUCACUGCUUAGAUUGUGGAAAGAGGUUUAAUCGACGAAGUAAUCUCUACACACACCAGCGCAUUCACACUGGAGAGAGACCAUAUCAAUGCUUAGUGUGUGAAAAGAGUUUUAAUCAACAGGGUUCGUUCCUUCAACACCAGCGUGUUCACACUGGAGAGAAACCGUAUCACUGCUCGGAGUGUGGGAAGAGUUUUAAUCAUCAGAGUGCUUUCCGAGUACACCGGCGCAUUCACACUGGAGAGAAACCGUAUCACUGUUCAGACUGUGGGAAGAGUUUCAAUCAACGGAGUCAUUUCAUCACACACCAGAGCAUUCACACCGCAGAAAAACUGUAUCAGUGUAUAGAAUGUGGGAAGAGAUUUAAUCACCAGAGUACUCUCCAACAACACCAGCGCAUUCACACAGGAAUAAAACCAUAUCAAUGCUCAGAGUGUGGAAAGAGUUUUAAUCAACCCAACCAACUAAACACGCACCAGCGAAUUCACACUGGAGAGAAACCGUAUUACUGUUCAGAGUGCGGCAAAAGUUUUAAUCAUCAGAGUACCCUCCAAAAUCACCAGCGCAUUCACACCGGAGAGAAACCGUAUCACUGCUCAGAGUGUGGAAACAGUUUUAAUCAACUAGGUCAUCUCAAAACACACCAGCUCAUUCACACAGGAGAGAAACCGUAUCACUGCUCAGACUGUGAAAAGAGUUUUAGGCAUUUAAAGACUUUAAAUAGACACAAGUGUACAAAGAUGAGUGCUGGAAAUGAGCAGGAUAUUUUUUGUGCACCACAGCACCAUUCUGGCAAUGAAAAUUAAAUGUAGUGAUAUUCCUUCACUUUCUGUGUGUGAGAAAAUUAAAGGGCUAAAUGCUGUAUGUGUGAGAAAGUU
This is a messenger RNA of Astyanax mexicanus (Mexican tetra), 1283 nucleotides long. Its product is annotated as zinc finger protein 239. The record is from RefSeq and is a predicted model, not a curated record. Gene Ontology annotation, molecular function: RNA polymerase II cis-regulatory region sequence-specific DNA binding; DNA-binding transcription factor activity, RNA polymerase II-specific. Bases 291 to 1211 code for a protein of 306 amino acids. The transcript has 2 exons. Lineage: Eukaryota; Metazoa; Chordata; Actinopteri; Characiformes; Acestrorhamphidae. Gene Ontology annotation, biological process: regulation of transcription by RNA polymerase II.